CUGUUCCACGAUAUCGAAAGAACACGUUCGCACAACUUUUACACGACAAACAGCUGAUUUCCGUUCCACUAAAAUCCAUCAGAACGAAAAUUUGCACGAAAAUCAAUGCGAACGAAAACGUAAGCGUUUCAGUGUAAUUUUGCGUUCCACUAUCUUUUUUCUUUCGUACGCAUGCGAACACAAAUGUCAAAAUCAGUCACUUGUGUGUUUGCUGUCGUACGAUAACAAUUAAGGAAAAUCUGUUUUAAAACAUAAACAUUGCUUAAUUGAAAAUGGAAACAAAAAUGUAAGUAAAAAUAAUAAAUCCAAUUUAUUAUGGGAACAAUAAAUAUAUUUUUUUAUUUUCUCAAUUCCAGCACGAAAAAAUCAUCAACUACACAGCUGCGGGCACUGGUUGAGUAUAUGGAGGAGAAUCCCGAGUUUGCCAGAGGAGUGCCAAUUUUUGGAAGCAGCAGGCAAUCCCUGGAGGACCACUGGAAGAAGUUAGUUUUUAAAUUAAAUACCAUGGGUCCUCCUUCCCGCACAAUUGCAGAGUGGAAAAAGACGUGGGCCGAUCUAAAGUCCCGCACCAAAAAGAAAAUUGCGGAAAAUAAAAAAGGGCUGCAAGGUACAGGUGGUGGUUUAUACCGGUUUGAGUGCCUAACGGAGCUGGAAACAGCAAUUGACCGGACACUCUUCUUGUCGAAGUCCGCAGCACCAAGUGGUAAAACUUUUGGCUACGCGGACGAAAUAGAUUACUGCUUCGAGGCAUUGGAUACCACACCAUCAAGACCAUCCAAGACCGUAGCAGUGGUAACACCUACCAGGCAGUUCAGUUCCCCAGAAUCACAUAACCAACAACAACAAAUAAACGUACAAACCUGUACCAUCACAACUCAACAAUACCAACCACCAGCCAAAAGACAAAAAAUCUCACCCCAUUUCUACACACAAACUGCAAAACAACAGGCACAGUCAGCACACACACAACAAACACAGACACAGUCAGCACACACACAACAAACACAGACCCAACAGCAACACCAACGUAAACAAACAACGUCCCCUCGUCAACACAUGGAACAUCAAACCGUGCAGAAAUCACCCCCAUUCAAAUGCACAUCACAACAUAAUUUUCCAUCCACAUCAUCAGCAAAAAAACGUUCCAACGUCGGAGAGCAAAUACCUCUUAUCCGUCGGCAAUUGCGGCUGGUCGAGCAGGCAAAUGCAAUAGCCAAGGAGCAAGCAGAUGCAAGCAAAAGGAUGGCUGACGCUGCAGAGAGAAUGGCAGAUUGUGCCGAGGCCCAAACAAAAAUGCUUAAGUCUAUAGAAGCAAUUCUAUCAACUUUUUUGCAAAACAAUUCACAAAACAAUUCACUAUAGUCCUUUUAUAAUAAUUUAAACUAAUUUUUUAAUUUUUAAUUUAUAUUAUUUUAUUUUAAUAAAAAAUUCUUUUAAUUUUACAAA
Molecule: messenger RNA, 1446 nt
Organism: Musca domestica (house fly)
Lineage: Eukaryota; Metazoa; Arthropoda; Insecta; Diptera; Muscidae
Exons: 2
Coding region: 316-1362 (348 amino acids)
Cellular component (GO): nucleus
Source: RefSeq, a predicted model, not a curated record